AUGCUCUCCAAAUCACAAGUGGUAUAUCCCCAAAGUAACGGGUCGCUGAAUGCGGUCCCGAGUGCCUCGAUGCCCUUCAUCUCGAGCUCUCUGCCCAUGUUUCCUGGUCCGGCCUCGCUUUCAGGCCAUCCUAUGGCAUUCCAGUCUCCCAUUUCUCCCCCACAGACCAUGAGUUUUGAUCCCCGUAAUCUGGAGAUCAAAACCAAAUCCGUGGAACAGACACUACUGCCAUUGGUUACACAAGUAAGCAAGGCUUUGUAUUAUUUAUCUGUAUUUAGAUCUCAACUCUGGUUAAUUUCAAAGAAUCCAUUAUUACGGGGACCAAACCAAAAAGUGAACGAGCAUUAAGGGCAGCUUUGAAGGUAAGGUAGUGCAUAUUACGUAAGCAUCACAUUCCUUCAGAUCGGAUCCGCAGUUGAAUUAGCAGUCGAGAGAUUUGUCGUGGUCGGGGAAUCAAUAGCCGAUGAAAAUCCGGAUAUCCAACCCGAGAUGUAUGAUGCUUGCCAUGAAGCUCGACAAGCUGGCGCUGCCAUGGCCAAUCUUCACUCUUCUUUAUUGGAUGAAUCAGGGAUCCCACAAUUAGGAAUCGACAAAUCUCAUCUUGUUCGAGCGGCCAGACAACUUCUUUCUUCGGUCACCCGAGUUCUCCUCUUGGCUGAUCGUGUAAUGGUCAGUCAUAUCCUUCGGGCAGAAGAUAAGAUUGUUUAUUCUUUGACCAAAUUGGAGAACACCAUGAACUUCACGGAAUUUGUCAGGAUUUUCACUGAUUUUGGAGGCGAAAUGGUAGUAUUGGCCCAUAGGUCAGGCGAUAGACAAGCCGAUCUGAAGUCAGAGAAACGGAAAGCCCAGUUGCAUGUGGCCAGAACAUCCUUGGAGAGGAUGACCAUGUUGUUGUUGACGUCAUCUAAGACCCUCCUCCGACAUACCGACGAUGACUCGGCCCGUCAGUGCAGGGAUGGAGUCUUCCAUCAGAUUCGAACAGCUCUCCAACUGGUCGCCUUGUGCAUUUGUGAUGGGGUUCUCCCCCUCGAUCCUCAUCGUUAUUGUCCCCCAACUUCUCCAGAUGCAGGUCCGUUGGAUAUUGGGAUUCAGUUAACGGCCAUGGUUGCUAUCAGGCAGUUAACAGAGAUGUUGGAGAUGGUUAGAAUGACAUCAAUUGUUGGAUCAGGAGUGAGAGAUCGGCUCAAUGGAGCCUUGGGAACUCUCUGUGAAAUGACCCAAGACUUUACAGACUCCGCUUUUACUCCACAUCAUCAAAGGGAACAGAUUCUUGACUUUCUGGAAGAAUGCCGCUUUGAAAUGGGUAAUCUUGUGUCAUCAGAUGUAAGUCUAACAUUAAGCUUUUAUUUUUGAUGUUUAGAACCAAGACCAAUUCUCUCAAGAGAAUAUGGAAGUGACGGUAGAACGGCUUCAUCGACGUCUCAAAGACCUCCAGAAGCAACUGCAAGUUGCUGCCAUGGAUCAGAUCGGUGUUGUUUUCCGAACGAAUGAAGAUCACACAAUCCUCAGCUCUCUGAAGACGUGCUCUGUCUCCGGGGAUAUUGAUGGAGUAGAGAAAUACUUGGAGAAGUUUAGAGAGCAUUCAGUUCACAUUCAAGAAGUUUGCCGGUUGCUGCAUCACAUAUCAUUUACCGACGCUUUACAUGUCUAUACUGGCCAAGCUGAGCGUACUUUUAGAGCGCUGGCACCAUUGGUGGGUGAUUGUUUAAUUUUAGUUCUUUAUAUAACAAGGAAAGUACUUCUAUGGGGUGUGGAGUUACAGGUCGAGAUAUAUAUCAAAAAAUUCGCAAAAAUUUUCUGAUUCAGAAUAUAUAAAAAUUAGCUGCCUAAUUUUGGUCUGAUGACAUGUUUUUGUCCUCAGAAGUUUUCUCGCGACACCAUGCAAGUGUCUUUUUGGCCGCGUUUUUACCCAUAAAAAAUUUUUAUUUUGUGCUAAAAUAAAUUCUGAGGCCUUGACAAGCCUUAAAAUAUCAAAUUGGAUUACAACUACACCUUAAAAGUAGUUUCAAUGUAAAAAAUGGGUUCUAGUGUGGCAAAAAGAAUCGAACCCGUUCUCCUCGGAUUCCCAAUCUAGCGCUCUAACCACUCGGCCACACCGCUCUCUUCCGAAGGAAGAGACCGAGCGCGCUUUUGUUGCCGCAGAUUUUUUUCCUCGAGAAAUACAUUUAUUGAUAAAACUCGUUGAUAGACCAAAAUUAGGCAGUUUUUUUAUAUAUUCUGAAUCAGAAAAUUUCUGCGAAUUUUUUGAUAUAUAUCUCGACCUGUAACUCCACACCCCAUAGAAGUACUUUCCUUGUAAAACUUUUUAUUGAAGUCUUACUUUAGACUCUCCUGGCCGGCAGAACUCUUUGCAUUCAUCCGUCCUCCAGAAUCGCUCGCGAGAAUCUGGAAGUGUUUUGUGAUACGUGGGCCUCCCAUAUAAAUGACCUAAGUCGUCUUUCUAAAGACCUCGAUGCCGCUGCUUCAGGUCGUGUCGCGGCCGAACGACAGGCCUACAUGUCUCUUCCAAGACCGGGCGUAAGUGGAGAACAAAGUCCGUUGUUGUCAUCGUCCUUUUCUCGUAUCCAAAGCCUUGAGUCUAAUCCUGAUAGUGGUUGUGAUAUGUUGAAUUCUAAGCCUUCCACCUCGUCGUGUUCUUCAACUGAAGGUGGAUGUUGUCAUCAUGGGGUUAAACCAAACUCUCCUCCAUCUGCAUUCACUCCGUACAAACGAUCAAGCCCUGAGGAUAUGGAAGGGGCCAGAAAUAUUGUGCUUAAUAAGGGUGUUGAUUCGGAUCCAAUAGUCUUAAGACAAGUUAUUGAGGAGCCGAGAAGGAAAAACUUUGAAAAUAGAAUCUCUCUGAUUCUGGAUUCGCUACACGAAGAGAGUCAGCGUCUCCAGAAUCUGCAUAUUCACACAAAACGCUCAAAAUAAUUUGUUGUCAGCUCAAAUUUUUACAGAUCUUCACAAAUUUUCUUUCUCUUACACUGGUGCUGUGAUUCUAAGAUACGCAAAUUAUGUAUUUUGUUUGUAACUGUAUUGUUAAUGUGGAUGUAAAUGUUGUAAAUAAAUAUAAAUUAUUAUAAAUGUUGUUUGGAGUUGUGAAAGGUGUAUCCUAACUGCGUCUAUGAUUGUUAUGCGUUACAGAAACAUGGCACAACUCAGAAGCCAACGAAGCCAUUGACUCUGGACGUCGAGGUAAGGAUUAAUGGAACUACAGUAAGCUCCCAAAUUUAGGACCAGCAAAAGAUUGCUAAAGUCGGCCUCGAAAUGAAGUUGCUAACGGCUGAGGUAGAGGCCGAAGCUGAGAAAUGGGACGAAUAUGCCGAGAAUGACAUUGUCAAACGGGCCAAGGCAAUGUCAUCCAUGUCCUAUAAUAUGUAUCUCUUCACAAAGGGCGAUGGGCCUCUGAAAACAACCCAUGAUCUGUUCACGCAAGCCGAAUUCUUUGCUGAGCAAGCCAAUAAGAUGUACAGAACGGUCAGAGAGUUCGCGUUCGAGGUAGGUAGCAAUGAUUUACUCUAACCUAAUCUUUGUAGACAGAUAAAAUUGAAAUUCCACCUUAUUGUAGGUACCUGGAAGUCAAGAAAAGAAUGAACUAAUGAGUGUUCUCGAGAGAAUCCCUCAACAUUAUCAACAACUCCAAGUUCUCGUCAAAUCUCCCACAGUUGGGAAAUCGGCGACUUUCAGUAAAGUAGACCUAGUCAUCUCGGGUACCAAAAGUUUGAUGAAUGAGAUUGCAAAGUUGGUAACUGCCUGCUUUGUGUGUGCCACCAAAUUUGAGAUUGAAUUCCGCGGGACCUCUACUUCGAGGGCCCUUUUGGAUGGAGGUACUGCCGAGUAUCCGCAACGCUCUUCCCGGGAAUCAACCAUGUGGAGGAGAACUCCGAGUGUCCGAAGAACCGUCCCUCCCCAAGUCCAUCUGUCUUCGAAUGAUCUAGCAUAA
Molecule: messenger RNA, 3925 nt
Organism: Bursaphelenchus xylophilus (pine wood nematode)
Lineage: Eukaryota; Metazoa; Nematoda; Chromadorea; Rhabditida; Aphelenchoididae
Source: the annotation of a GenBank genome assembly